Molecule: messenger RNA, 1323 nt
Organism: Syngnathus acus (greater pipefish)
Lineage: Eukaryota; Metazoa; Chordata; Actinopteri; Syngnathiformes; Syngnathidae
Product: protein ANTAGONIST OF LIKE HETEROCHROMATIN PROTEIN 1-like
Exons: 2
Coding region: 53-1297 (414 amino acids)
Source: RefSeq, a predicted model, not a curated record
UCACGCGACGCAGUUGUCAAGCCCGUGACGAUCAAGUAAACAAACGACAACAAUGGAGAACAUCCAGUCGAUGGUGUUCUUUCUGCUUGGCAUGUGGCUCUUUAUCACGAGGAGAAGGCAAGCUUUGUUCGAGAGGAGAUUGCAGGCUGCGCGGAGGAACACUGCGGAGAAAAUGAGGAGAGUUUGGGAAUUGUUGGAGGACCACCCCUUUCCGAGACGAAGACGACGACGCCAGAUGAUGCUUCAAUUGCUGCUCAAGCGCCGGCGCCGUCCGAGCAUCUGGGUGGUGCACCGCUCCAACAUGUGGUGGGACCAGAUCGUCCCAGGCUUCACGCGCGCAGAGUGGGUGCGCCACUUCCGCAUGUCCGAAGCGACCUUCCUGGACAUCUGCUCCAAGCUGCGGCCGGCCAUGGAGAAACGCGACACCAACUUCCGCGUGUGUGUGCCGCUCAAGAAGCGAGUGGCCGUCGCUCUGUGGAAGCUGGCCACCAACAGCGAGUACCGAAGUAUUGGCUACCUUUUCGGCGUCAGCAAGACCACAGUGUGCCGCUGCCUGCGCGAGUUCUGCUCGGCUGCCUGCGCGCUGCUGCUGCCAUGCCACAUUCGCUUUCCCGACCCGGAGAUGCUCGCCGGAACGGCGGCCGACAUCGAGGCAAGGUGGGGGCUUCCCCGAUGCGUCGGCGCCAUCGACGGCUCCCACAUCCCCAUCAUCGCGCCUCAGGAGAAGCACUGGGAUUUCAUCAACGCCAGGGGCUGGCAUUCCAUCAUCCUGCAAGGCGUGGUGGAUGGCAAGGGGCUCUUUUGGAGCGCGUGCGCCGGCAUGGCAGGAGGUCUGCGCCACGCCCGAGCACUCAGGGAGUCUCUGUUGUGGGAAACAGCCGAGCAAGGGUGCUUGGAACCCGGCUACUACAUCCUGGGAGACUCGCCUUAUCCGUUAAAGACGUGGCUGUUGAAAGCAUUCCAGCAGGACAGUACGCUGAUGCCAGAGCAGCGCGCGUUCAACGAGAGCGUGCGCUGCGCCAGAACCACGGUGCGCACAGCAUUUUCCAGACUCAAAGGUAGGUGGCGCUGUCUGACCAAGACGAAUGACAGGGACAUCCAGGUGGUCAAGUCCAUGGUGUUGACCUGCUGCGCCCUGCAUAAUAUAUGCGAGAGACAAGGAGAGGAAUACAGGGACCGUUGGGACACUCCCGCUGUGACGACAAUGCAGGAUGCGAAUGACGAAGAGGAGGAGGAAGAGGAAGGUGGACAUGUACGAGACGAUGUGGUGAGAUUUUUAAGAGAUGUAACAACUUGAAAUAAUAAACUAUUAUUUUGUAUUAA